AACCGUUUGGAAGCGCCCGGACACUCAGGCACCCUUGGUCCCUACUCGUAGCCCAAGGGGCCUACGAAGCUAUGUCUAGGCUCUAUCCGUUGUCAAUCUCAUGUCAAUCACAUCUCUCCGUUCACUUUUCCAGACUGAAGAUCCACGCAGGCGCUGACGUUUGAAUAGGUUUCGAGGCGCUGGUCGCACUCAAUAAAUGUCAUGAUACCCAUUGAAACCGUUGCGAGGCGAUCCGAGGCGAUAACCAUCCUAGCCGGUGGGGAGAUUCGUCGACCGACUAGAGGUUUACCAGCUAAUCACCCGCAACGAAUUAAAACUCAGUGGCGUUCAGAAUCCGUCCACACCACUGCUCCGCAACCGGAUCUGGGCCUCUAUCUCCCCUGAAUGGACUCUCCUCGUCAAUCGCAGAACAAACACAGAUACAAUGAUCCUAUCUCCGCCUCACAGCCAUGAAUUUCGUGCUCCUCGGCGCACCCUCCUCUCUUAUGCUAGAUCUGAACAGCCGUCCUCAUCUGCGAGAUGCAAUGGUUGAACUGGAAGGUCUCGGGCGCGGUGUCUCGGAGUAGGGAGUUCAAUACAGGCCACGAAGCCGUUCCACUCAUCGUGGUCGAACCACCCGAUGAUGACCUCGAGUCUGGAGAUAUUGCCAGUCCCAAGACCCUACCGCAUGCAAAUUCUUCAUUCUCUGAUACAUCCCAGUCGCAACUCUCGGCCCUUUUCAACACACUGGUACGGAUACUCAGUUAUGUGUGGAUUGCUUUGCGUCCCCGUAUUUUUUCCGGCCCCCAAGACAGACAGCUAGGGCCAACCGACUGGCUCAGCGGCGUGCGAGGGGUUGCCUCGCUAUUCGUCAUGUUCUCUCACAUUCGUGUCAAUCUCUUUGGUGAUGUUGGCCAUGGUUGGUCUUCAGAGCAUCCUCGCUUCUUGGAACUGCCCAUCAUUCGCCUGGCAUAUAGCGGCGGUGCCAUGGUCACCUUAUUCUUCAUCGUUAGCGGUUAUGCUUUGAGUUACAGAACUUUGUCCCUUAUGCGAGAAAGAACUCCCGACCACUUCAAGAUCUUCAAAUCACUUGCAUCCUCAGUCUUUCGAAGAGCGAUUCGUCUAUAUAUACCCGUCUUUGUCCUCGCUUUCAUUCAACUCUGGACCCUGUAUUUUCGACUUCAAGCUCCACCCCCUUCCGAACCUAGAGCGAGUACUGUGUUGAGCCUGCUUGGCUGGUGGAUUGAGGCUGUGGCAAAUGCCUUGAAUCCUUUCGAUCGCAACCUGCCCGCCGCUUUCAAUGCCCCAUUGGCCAAAAUCGAAAUGGUCUGGUGGACCAUCCCAACCGAAUAUCGUGGAUCUCUCGUGGUCUUCGUCGUGCUCUUGGUCCUCUCUCAAACUCGAAACCUGGUACGUUCGCUCGCCCUCGUGACGUACCUGCUGUGGGCUACCUAUAUCGGACAAUGGGAGAUCUUUCUAUUUACUGCCGGGAUCGUCUGCUGCGAUCUUCAUCUCUCACGCCAAAGCCGAGCGACCAAAGCAGCACUGACUUUGGGCGAUGAAACACCAGCUGCUACGCCUUCCAGGAAAGGGUGGAAAGUGGUCAUUAACUUGUGCCUAUCAUCUUUAGCUUUGGUGCCAACUUUGUACAUCCUAGGUGCCCCAGAAGGAUGGAUGGUGCCGGAUGAUUGGCCUGGAUAUGGAGAUGCCCCAUUCUAUCACACCCUCAGGAUCUGGACUCCUCAAUCUUGGAAGGGAAACACAGUAGCUGGGGAUUUCUGGAGAUGCCUGGCCGCAGUGGCAUUCAUCCUUCUGGUCGACAACACCAGGUUUCUCCGACGACUUUUUGAAUUUCCGCUGUCUCAGUAUUUGGCCGACAUCUCUUUCUCCUUAUAUUUAUUACAUCCGAUCACGCUCAAAUGUAUCGGGAACCGGAUGUUCUCUCACAUUGAUAGAUGGGUCGACGGUGUUAGCAAUUAUUGGCUCAAACAGUUCCUUCGGGUCGUUCUGGUGUCGAUACUCUUUGGCCCCAUUUUGUUUUGGGUCUCGGAACUGGGAGCAACAUAUCUAGACCAGAUGAGCGUCAAGUUUGCCAAGUGGGCAGAGAGCAAGUUCAGAUCGGGUCGAGAAACAGCAAUCGCCCUGCCAGAUACCGACAACGCUACAACCGACCAGUCUCGUUGGGUGAACACCAACGAAAAUGUCGAGGUUGUCCAGGUCAGGCAUGGUCAAGACAUCGGGGAUGCUGAUGGACACCAUCAACCCAGUCCAUCAAGUGAUGUUGGAACAAAUAGAUUGCAAUAAUGAGACAAGACUAGGAUAUUGCCAAUGAUGAUAUGAAACCAACACGUUCG
Exophiala mesophila is the source of this 2333-nucleotide messenger RNA. RefSeq lists its product as uncharacterized. The transcript has a single exon. The coding region runs from base 520 to 2283 and encodes 587 amino acids. Gene Ontology annotation, molecular function: acyltransferase activity, transferring groups other than amino-acyl groups. The record is from RefSeq and is a predicted model, not a curated record. Lineage: Eukaryota; Fungi; Ascomycota; Eurotiomycetes; Chaetothyriales; Herpotrichiellaceae. Gene Ontology annotation, cellular component: membrane. Gene Ontology annotation, biological process: polysaccharide biosynthetic process.